Molecule: messenger RNA, 897 nt
Organism: Prionailurus viverrinus (fishing cat)
Lineage: Eukaryota; Metazoa; Chordata; Mammalia; Carnivora; Felidae
Gene: CE2H19orf85
Product: chromosome E2 C19orf85 homolog
Exons: 3
Coding region: 155-784 (209 amino acids)
Source: RefSeq, a predicted model, not a curated record
GGCAAGCCCUGCUCUCUGAGCCUCAGUUUCCCCAGGAGGUUGGGCCCGGGGCACAGAGAGGCAGGGAGGCCCAGGCGGGUGCGUCUGGAGAUGUGGAAGCAGCUUUCUGACCAGCAGCGAUACUGUGGAGGGGCUAUUCUAGAUCACCCCAGCCAUGCACCCCGGGGCCCCCACAGCCUCUGGGGGCUCUGAGCCCAGCCCUCGGGAGCUGUGUGCCUUCGUGAGUGGGGCAGCCGCCCACGUGCUACGUGCCCUACACCCUCGGAGGACCCGGCCCCCCAAAAGGAGGCCCAACCACAGGAGGUUUCUGCACAACCAGAUCUGCAGGCAGUUUGCCAACAUUGAGGCUGCCACCCAGCGCCUGGCCCUGUCUAUCCUGUCUCAGAAGGCACCUCCCCAGAGACCGCCACCCCGAAGGCCGCCCCCGCCGCCUCCGUCCCCCUUCCUGGGGGUGGCCUGUGCUGUGGCCCCCACUGAGGAGCCCUGCGCCAGCCCCGGCCCAAGUCUCGCCGCCCUGGAUGCCUCCACCCUCGACCUCUUUGAUGACAUUGCACUCACCCCAGAGUGUCCCUCAGUGCCAUCUGGUGUAUCCCACUGUGCUUGGGGCCAGCCAGACCUGAGGCAGGCCUCACAUUUCUAUAACCGCCUGCCCCCUACCCCGAAUGCACUGGAGGAAGUGGACGGGCUCUGGGCUCCUGAGGGGGACUGGGUGGGCAGGUGGGAGGUGCCUUGUGCCUGUCACUCUCAGGGAACCCCUGAGGGCUGGGGGAGCUGCUCCCCAUGAUGCCCAACCCACCCCCGCACCCCGGGACAAAUCAGAGGUCCCCUUCAUGAUAGCUCAGCAAACACCCCCAGGAACCCCUUGUCCCAUCCACUCUCCUCCUGGAAGCCCCUGGG